UGUGUGUGUGGUGGGAAGGACGUUGAUAGCUGUGAAGAGUGUCAGUUGUCUGUGGUGAAUCAGAGUGUAAAGAUGAGGCUUCUUCUCUGCAGUCUGCUCCUCGCCUCUCAUUGUGCCCUCUCAUCUCGGAGUGUUUCAUCAGGGACAUCUGAUGUUACCCAGUCUCCUGAUUUCUCCGUCACGGAGGGGGAGACAGUCAACAUCACCUGCUGCUGGCCACUGGAGAUUGGAAGAGUCAGAGUUAACUGGAUGAAACAUGACACACAAUUUGGGUCUUUCAACCUGAAGAAUCUCUCUCAAGGAUCUCCGCAAAAAGAGACAUCCAAGUGCUCAAACUUGACCUUAAUUAAUGUCACCAGAGAGGAUUCAGGGACAUACAUAUGCAGGGUGAUAGUGGAGAUACCAUUUUUAACUAUAAAAGAAGGAAAUGGUACUGUCAUCACAGUUGUAGACAACACAGAGGUCAACUCAACAAGAGGACAAGAUAUCCCUUUUAUGGAGCGUCCUGUGAUCAUUUGUCUGGCUGUGGUGACUCCAUUACUCCUCAUCACACUCUUGUGUUUCUGCUGUCUGCGAAGGAGACAAGCACGAACAGCCAGGGUGAUCUACGAGGUUCCCCACAUCGACUCUGAGGAAGUAGAGAUGGACAAACACAGCACCAGCUCCUCCACAGGUUCCUCUCAGUGGUGUCAGGUGCCAGUGUACGAAUCCUUCGAUUACUUUGAGCGUGUGGAGAACAAAGAAAGUGAAUGAGGACCUGCUCGGGGAAUUUUUAUAUAUAUUUUUGUAUCCGUACUUUCAGCAUGUAAAUGAUGUAUAUACCUUUUUACUUUUACCUGAAGCUUACAUGUUUUUAAAUGUGUGUAAAUAUUUUCUAUUUUCUAUAAAUUCUCUUUUCCAUAAACUCAAUCUAUGUGGUCCAAGUUCAUUUACAUCAGGACAUUCUCUUUGUGCAUUUAAAAAAAUGUUACUUCGACUUUCACUUGAUCAUACACUGAAUUUUUUUUUAAAAGAGUAACUUUAAUUAAAUGUAUUAUGUCAACAGGUUACAAAUAACUUUAUUAGGUAAGUUGAAAGCAAUUGUAUUAAGUUUUUACAUUUAAACGUAAUAUGAAUGCUUUCAAUUGACCUACUACAGUUAUGUGUUAUCUGUUAACAUAAUACAUUUAUUCAAGUCAACUUUUCUUGAGUGUAGCUACAGUACUACAAGCUAGUCAAUGGUCUGCGUUAGUGAGAGGUUCUGUAGAAAAGAUGCCAGUUACACAAUGUCUUCCGUUCAGACUGUGGAAAGUGUGGUGUUACUGGGUUGCUGCAUUAAAGGUCAACAACAGGAAGUGGAAACAGCUCCUGUCGGUCGAAGUCG
Gymnodraco acuticeps is the source of this 1363-nucleotide messenger RNA. RefSeq lists its product as uncharacterized. The record is from RefSeq and is a predicted model, not a curated record. The transcript is spliced from 5 exons. NCBI's taxonomy places the organism in Eukaryota, Metazoa, Chordata, Actinopteri, Perciformes, Bathydraconidae. The coding region runs from base 73 to 753 and encodes 226 amino acids.